AUGGCCGUGAAUUGUUUGCAACAAAUUGUUGUCUCAUUUAAUAGACAUUCGGUUCGAGCAGUGAUUCCAGCGAUUGGUCUCUCGUUUGCAUUGAAUGAGUUGUCAGACAAGCAGUGGUCAGACAAGCAGUGGUCAGACAAGCAGUGGUCGAGACAAUGGUUGGGCACAAACAGAGCUCACAUGAUGUCAAGUCAUGCAUCGGAUUCUGCAGGAGUACUACAACCACAACAAUCUGUGACACCAUUCAGUGAUGAUUGGUUUAAACCGUUUGUAACCCUUUAUCCGGUGCUCGAGAGGAGUGAACAGAAACCAAACGAAGUGCCGCCUUAUGUGUUGGGCUCGGGUUUCAUAGUUGACAGUAAGGGACUUGUGUUGGCCCACAAACAGGUUUGCCAACAGUUUACCAAAUUUAUUGUACGUUUGGGCUCCGGCGAGGAAGUGGUCGGCAGGCUUUGGACCAGCAAUAGGGACACAAAGCUGGAGGUUAUACGACUGGCGGGCAAUCGCAACAACUGGCCAGUUGUCCAACUAGUAGACCCGCAAAAGUCCGGUGCCGCACAUUAUCACAAGAUUUUUGUGGUGAGCUCUCACCGUCACGGCCUCUGCAACCAGUUGUCCGACGGAAUCGUCACAAACCCGCGUCGGAAGGGCACAGAUAUCAGCGAUUUCAGGCAAAGUCCGCCUUUUGUACGAAGUCGAGAGUAUAUCCAGCACUCGGCAGCGCUGUAUGACAUCGACAGCGGCACCGCUUUGGUCAACACUGACGGUCACGUGAUUGGCGUCAAUGUCUCCUUAACCCUCUAUCGACACGCUAUCGCUCUACCCAUACAUCAUAUAUUAGGACUUAUAAAUCGAGUUGUGGUCCGCGAUAAGAGUCCCCUUCUGUCCGGUAUUUUCUAUUGGCUGAGCGAUGACGUGAAGGACCGGUUGGUCACUAAACAACGGGUACAAAGGGAUCAGUUGCCGGCCAAAGGGAUUGUGUUAUGGGAUGUACUCAAUAGCGAGAAGCUUAUGUGGCAUGAGUUGGGAGUAAAGCCAUACGAUGUGAUCACUCGUAUCAAUGGAGUCGAUGUCAACGAUAUGGACGACUUGUAUCGGGCGGCGGAGGACUUAAAAUGUGGUAAAAUUGUCAUUUUUGAAUUCAAUGGCGGGAAAAAAGUGGUAAGUGUCCCAUUAGUGGCGUCAAUACCGGCUAUAAUAGCGGGUAAUGAUUGGUAUGAAUACAUCCGUCACAACAAUACCACCAAAAGUCACACAAACUCUUCAUUCAAACCAUCGCUAACUCUAAGAAGCGUUCGUUUGUCCUACACUUCAGCCGCCGAUGAUAUAAAGCAAGUGAUUGACCGCUCGAUGCCAUCAGUGGUGUGCGUACAAACCAAAACAGGCCGGGGAACCGGUAGUAUUGUGGACAAUCAGUUGGGACUCAUUGUGACCAACUGUCACGUGGUUACGGACGAGCAGUUUGUGGACAUCAAUUUGUGGGAACCAAUAAAACGGUCGCAACUUUUCGACGGCGACCGCAGCGAUGAGACGGUAAAAAUAAUACGCGGACACGUGUUGUACUGUCAGCCCGAUGUGGAUGUGGCGGUCAUAAGCGUGUACUCAACUCCCGGCGCUUUGUCGGCGCUAAAGCUGUCCGAACGGACGGACUUGAAGGCCGGCGAACCGUUGAUAGCGAUCGGAAAUCCCGCCCUUUUAUCGAGUGUUUCAGUGGGUAUAUUGAAUGGUACGGCCGGACCGUCCAUAGAACAGGUCAAACCCGAGCGGCUUAUCAAACACAACGCCGUCACUAUUCCCGGCUAUUCCGGCGGUCCUCUACUCGAUGGCAACGGCGCUGUCGUUGGCGUUAAUUUCGGCGGCAGUUUCGAUGAAUGUCGGGCAGUGCUGUCCACCGAUGCCAUAAAAGUGGUGGAAAAAGCCAAACAUUUCGGGCCUAACAGUUGGAGACAGCGCUUCUCAAUGGCCAACAAGAAGUCGUUGGGAGUAAUGCUGGAGAAAAGUGCGGACGGGUUUGUGGUCAUCAGUUUGGGUAUUAAUUACGCAUACGUCAGAGUGGACGACAUCCCUCUCAAAACAUUUAACCAAUUGGAGAAAGCGAUGCAAAGUCUGCCAAAUGGCCAGGAGUUAAGUCUUACGGUUCAGAGAAAGGGAGUGGACCGUAAUAUAGAGAAACAAAUGAAUUACCGAAGUGUAAUCGCGGUAACGAUUGCCACCAAUUACUGGAUUCAAUACCACCGAAGAGAUGGACAAUCACUACCAUUGGUGGCAAACAACGGAUCCAAUGGUCACUCUCUGGUAAAAAGGGCUCAAAUGAUAGGUAAAGCCGAACCCAUUAGCGACGAGAGGUUCGCGCCGUUUGUGACAAUCAAACGAUCGUACAGUCAGUCGGAGUGCAAACCCGGGGAUGAAGUGACGGGCCAUCCAAUUGCUUCGGGAUUCAUAUGCCAUCGCAAGGGGUUUGUGUUGACGCGAUUACACUCCUAUUUUCCGCCCAACAGUCGAUUCAACGUCCGUCUGGGAAACGGCCAACAGUUUGACGCACACCUCGUGAAGACAGUGCCUGAGCUCGACCUCAAAGUUCUACUACUGGAGGACAGGGACGACACCGUAGACGAGUGGCCAGCCGUCGAGUUGUGUCGCACUAACGAUCUUGAAAUGGGCGAAACGGUGUGGUCUGUGGGCGGCUCUCGGGAUAGCAAUCAGCUAACGACCGGAACUGUCAUCAAGUCGUCCAUUACUGGCUUCGAUAUCGCAUUCAUCGACGAAAAGAAGAAUAGGUUUCCCGACAUUAUUAGCCAUCGUUUCAUACAUCACACGGCGGUCACCAAUUUGGUCGCCAAUACAGCGCUGGUCAACACCCGAUUCCAAGUGGUGGGCAUCACAAUCGAUAGCGUUAGACAGACCGACAACAUAGCCCUAGCUAUGAGUGACCACUUGAUUGACACAAUCUUAGCAUCAAUAGAUACUUAUCACUGGGAACGGGAGGGCUCGCCUCUGGGACUCGUGGCCUAUUUGGUGGACAAUGAGUUGCGGCGAAUACUAAGUGAUGUAAUCGUUGUGAACGCCGAGGGGAACGGUAUAUUCGUUUGGGACUUCACGCCCGAGUUUCAUAGUAUAGUCUACGGUCUGAAGAGGUUUGAUGUGAUUACACAUAUCAAUGGUGUGGCCGUCCGGGAGAUGGAGGACAUGGAUCGGGCCGUACAGAUGAUUAGGUGCCGCCAAUCAGUGGAAAUAUUGUUGGCUUCCGGUAUACGACUUGUUAUAACUCUGACCGAAGAUAAUUUGGACGAACUUGCCCCAAUACUGGCGCCCAUAGCUGUCAUCUCUGGCCACUGUUGGCGGCGACAAAACUGUGGCCAAAAUGAGUCAAACGAGUGGACAAACACCCGAUUGUGGCCGGAGUUCGCACUAAGAAACGCGCGUUUGAACGGUACGGAAGUGCGCGACCACUUCCAGCAAUGGCAUCGAUCGGUAGUGUCUUUAACGGAUGCACAACACAAAACCAAGACUUACAGCAGUGGGUUUGUAGUGGAGAGGGGCCGGUAUGUCGUGACCACAUCACUGGCUGUUUGCGGCUACAACAAAGCGACGGUCCGUCUCUCUACUGGCGUUCUCACACACCUUUUGAAGCGUGACUUAGCGGUGAACCCAAACAAUUACACCACAGUCAUCGAGGGUAAAGUGGUUUACAGGGAUCCCAUGGUCGGUCUGGCGCUCAUCAAAUUCAUCGAUAUCAACGCUGAUGUUGUGCCGCCGUUGCCAGUGCUCGGCGCCGAUUUGCACACUGUGUACGGCCAACGGGUUGUGGUGUUGGGAAUGCCCGACCAAAAGCGUGGUUACGUCACCGGCGCCAUCAGCUGCCCGGACGGAUCAUCCGAGGUACACGCGCUCAGUCCGGACCGUCAGUAUAUGGACCAUAAUAUCCAAUCGGCGCCCGACUAUAACGGCGGUCCAGUGCUCGACAUGAAUGGACAAGUGGUGGGAGUUAUGCUGUGUUCUGGAAUAGACACACAUUUCAUUGCAAAGACAGCGGACUUACGAGACUUUAUCCAAAAGGGUUUGGCGUACGAAACGCAAGACCGGCGAAACCGGUACUCAUUUGAGGGCAAGAAUCGGUUGGGAGUAGUGUUGAGGUGCGACGACACUGGUUACCAUGUUUUGAAGUUUACGGACAAUAAUAAUGAGACUGAACUACGAGUUGAUGACCAAAUAACACACAUCGAUGUCAGCCCUCUUCAGACAAUAUCCCAACUGACCGCUGCUCUCAAUGGUCUGGCAUCGGGUGCUGGCCUUCCCCUUACUGUGUUACGGGUGGGACAGUCCGACCCCAUUCAGGUGGUGGUGCGGCCCCGGCCUCUCAAUUACUCUAUCUUUUAA
This is a messenger RNA of Medioppia subpectinata, 4377 nucleotides long. NCBI's taxonomy places the organism in Eukaryota, Metazoa, Arthropoda, Arachnida, Sarcoptiformes, Oppiidae. The record is from the annotation of a GenBank genome assembly.